AUGGCGAUUCUGCACGUCAUCAAUUCGACUGACGCACACUCGCUGUCGCCCUCUUCUCUCCGAGACAAAGAGCUCAAGCAGAGCAGUGACUUUUCUGCAGAGGCUUCAGAGAUGAACGGCCACGACGAGCCUUCUUCGGACGAUGACUACCAUGAUGACCGUAGCGUUGCUUCGGACGACAGCGACUACCAUGAUGGCCGUAGCAUUGCUUCGGACGACGACUUCACAGGCUUGGCUGCGGGUAUGACCGGCGUCGACAUUGAGGAUUCAAACACCAAGAGUGCCUUGAUAGGCGCUGGUAUCACCGACCACGACUUCCGAAAGCUUCGCAGAGAGACUGUCGCAUUCCUGAAGGCCCCAUGCCCCCUCACCAGCACAGUCGAGGUCCUGAACAGCACUGCGGUCGAUCAAGCUCUAUCCAUCCUGGAACGUGUGGAUCGGCACAUCCAAGAUACUGCACCAGUCACGUUGAGCGAGGACGAUAGGGCAGUCAGCUUGACUGAAGCCAAGGUCAGAGAGAUGAACACUGCGGUGGAAACCGCAAAAGUGUCGAUGGUGCUCCUGUCCACAGCGAGAGACGAUGUGGAAACCGCCGACGAGAAGAGGUUGAACAUGGUCUUGCCCCCGGACAAGGCUCUCGAAGACAAGAAGCAUCCAUAUACCAGGGCGAUGGCGGAUUUGAGGAAAAGCGAGACAGCGCUGAAGGAAACUGAGGAAAACUCACCCCAGACGGAGAUAAUGUUCAACGCGUGCAAGGGCUCUCCUGACGUCGAAUCCCGCCUGGCCGACGCCUCCGCGACCGCGGCAAACGAAGUCGGUACCGGAGAUGAGGAGCAUGCGGUGAACGCCUUGAGUUGGGUCGGCUUGGUUGAGUCUGGCUUGGAAGAUGCGGCGGUCGCCUUUCUCUUGGGACCGACGCCGCUGAAGGCGAAAGCUCUGGGCAAGAGAGGGAUUGGGCAGGUGCUGAACGUCAUCGACAUGGUGGAUGAUGAGGUGCACGAUACGGUGCCGGGAGGCUUGACCGCUGCCGAUGCGCAGCACAGUAUGGGUGCUCGGACGUACGGGAAGCUGCAGGAGGAUAUUGAGCAGGCGAAAGCUGCAGUCGUUGCGAUGCAGGACGGAGAAGGAUACGUGCUCGAAGUGGAGGAGAGUACGAUCCGGGAGUGUAUCGAGAAGGUUGGAAGAAAGGCGAAGAAGGUGGCGAUGAUGAAGGCCCGCCGUACGGCCGAUCGGAAGACGUCGGUGGAGAAUGGGGAAGACGCUGCGAAGUACUUGUGGCGUGAGCAGACCGAGUGGCGGGAGGAUGCGAUGCAGAAUGUCGUUGACCUGUCGGUUGUGGAGGCCGCCGCUUUGAGCGACUUCCUUGCUGACCGUCGCUGA
Zymoseptoria tritici IPO323 is the source of this 1380-nucleotide messenger RNA. RefSeq lists its product as uncharacterized. The transcript has 6 exons. The record is from RefSeq and is a predicted model, not a curated record. Lineage: Eukaryota; Fungi; Ascomycota; Dothideomycetes; Mycosphaerellales; Mycosphaerellaceae. The coding region runs from base 1 to 1380 and encodes 459 amino acids.